CGCCUGCGCCCCCGGAGGAGCCACUGCAGCCCGCAGCGGGGCGGGCCGCGCCGGGGGAGGCCCGCGGGAGGCGGGACAGCGCCGGGAUGCCUCAGCCCCCCUCUGCCCUAAGCCGAACAUAUCUUUGGAAUAUCUGAAGUCCAUAUGGCUAUGUAUGAUGAAGAUAUCUUGAAAAAUCCCUUUUAUUUGGCCAUUCAGAAGCGACGUCCUGAUCUAUGCAGCAAAGUUGCAGAACUCCAUGGUAUUGUGCUAGUUCCAUGCAAAGGAAGCCUUUCAAGCAACAGUCUUUCUACCUGCCAGUUUGAAUCUUAUGUUCUGAAGCCACUGGAAGAAAAUUUUCAAACCUUAAAUGGAAAGGAGAUCUUCAUCCAAGGAAACCUCAUCAUUCUAGGAGCUGGUUUUAAUUGCACUCUCUCUGUACCUGUUCUCUUUGAGGAAACAUUUUACAAUGAAAAAGAAGAAAGCUUUAGUAUAUUGUGCAUAGCUCAUCCUCUGGAAAAAACAGAAAGCUCAAGUGAAUCUACAGCUUCAUCAAACUCCUAUUCUCUUAAAAACAUUGAAGAUGUUAGAGAGUUCUUGGGAAGGCACUGUGAGAGAUUUGAUAAAUACAUAGGAUCUUUCUAUAGAACAUUUAAAGAACAUGAAAGGAAAAGCCUCCGCCACUACAUAGAUUCUGUCAAUGCACUUUAUACCAAAUGUCUGCAGUAUCUUUUGAGAGAUUCGCACUUGAAGAUGCUUGCAAAGCAAGAAGAGCAGAUGAAUCUGAUCAAACAAGCAGUUGAAAUGUAUAUCCAUCAUGCUAUUUAUGACCUAGUCUUCAAAUAUGUGGGGACAAUUGAGGCAAGUGAGGAUGCUGAUUUUAAUAAAAUCACGAGGAGCCUUCAAGACCUGCAGCAAAAAGACAUUGGAGUGAAGCCCGAGUUCAGUUUUAAUAUACCACGUGCAAAGCGGGAACUGGGUCAGUUGAACAAAUGCACUUCCCCUCAACAGAAGCUACUUUGUCUGCGUAAAGUUGUACAAAUUAUUAUGCAGUCUCCAAGCCAAAGAGUUAACAUGGAAACCAUGUGUGCAGAUGAUCUUCUCUCUGUGUUGCUGUAUCUGCUUGUAAAAACAGAAAUCCCAAACUGGAUGGCCAACUUGAGUUACAUAAAGAACUUCAGGCUCUGCAGCUCAGUGAAGGAUGAGCUGGGCUACUGCCUGACCUCCAUUGAGGCUGCAAUAGAAUACAUCCGGCAAGGCAACCUCUCUGACAGAUCAACAGAAUCUGAGAGUCUGUGUGACAAGCUGCUCUUAAGACAAAGGAUGAACUUGUUGUCCCAGAUGUCUGCUGCACCAAUAGACUGCUUGUUUAAGCAUAUUGCUUCAGGUGAUCAGGAGGAAGUGGAGCGGCUGCUGAGUCAAGGUGACAGUGAUAAGGACACUGUACAGAAAAUGUGUCACCCGCUGUGUUACUGUGACAAAUGCGAGAAGCUGGUUUCUGGGAAACUGAAUGACCCUUCCAUUAUCACCCCCUUUUCCCGAGAUGACCGUGGAUAUACUCCUCUUCAUAUAGCUGCUAUUUGUGGUCAGACUUCGUUAGUGGAUUUACUGGUAGCCAAAGGAGCCAUUGUCAAUGCCACAGAUUACCACGGUUCAACUCCCCUUCACCUCGCCUGUCAGAAGGGAUAUCAGAAUGUUACACUGCUCUUAUUGCACUACAAGGCAAGUACUGAUGUUCAGGACAAUAAUGGAAAUACUCCACUUCAUUUAGCCUGCACUUACGGUCAUGAGGAUUGUGUCAAGGCUUUGGUGUACUAUGAUGUGCAUUCCUGCAGACUGGAUCUUGGCAAUGAGAAGGGAGACACUCCUCUCCACAUCGCUGCUCGCUGGGGCUAUCAAGGGAUCAUUGAAGUGCUCUUGCAAAAUGGGGCAAACCCAGAAAUUCAGAACCGGAUGAAAGAGACUUCCCUACAGUGUGCAUUGAAUUCCAAGAUUUUGUCGUUGAUGGAAGUAAACUACCUAACAUUUGAAAGAGGACAGAGUGCUUCUGAGUCACCGCUUAGGUCUCCUCAGCACUCAACAGAAACUUUCAGCAGAGGAUCAUCUGUCUCAAGCCUAUCAUCAGCAUCAACUGAUAUAAGGCAAGAAGAAGCAAAAAACAGUUAUAAAGAGGUAGAAAAACUCCUGAGAGCAGUUGCUGAUGGAGAUCUGGAAAUGGUCCGUUACCUCUUGGAGUGGGUGGAAGAAGACUUGGAAGAUGAGGAUGACACAGCCAGUAUAUCGAAACCAGAAUUCUGCCAUCCAUUAUGCCAGUGCUCAAAAUGUGGGCCAGCACAAAAGAAGUUUUCCAAGGUCUGUGCCAACGGGCUGGGGGUGAAUGUUUCAAACCAGGAGGGCUUCACCCCGCUGCACAUGGCUGCUCUGCACGGGCACACUGAGCUGGUGUCGCUGCUGCUGCGCCACGGCGCCGGCGCCAGCGCCGAGAACUCGCAGCUGGCAGCUCCCCUGCACCUGGCCUGCCAGAGGGGACACGCCCAGGUGGUAAAGUGUCUGAUGGAUUACAAUGCUAAACUAAAUAAAAAGGAUGUAUAUGGAAAUACUCCCUUAAUUUAUGCAUGCUUGAAUGGUCACUAUGAGACUGCUGCCCUGUUGUUGCAGCGCGGAGCCUCCGCCAACCCCUCGGACGGCGCGGGCAGCGCGGCGCUGCUGCGGCACGGAGCCCUGCGGGACCGGGGCGCGGCCGACUGCGCCCAGCCCAAUUCAAACAUCAUGAAUUUGCUGGAAGCAGCACCAAGCUGUGUCCCCACAUCAGCAGAGGGAGAGAAGGAGAGUGAGCAGCACAUUACUGGCAAGAUAAGGAAAAAAGUGCACCCUAAGCCCUGUGAGGAAGCCGAUGAUCCCAUAAGCAGACAACUUCAACUGGUCGAAUCAAUUAACAGAUUUAACAAAGAAAAACACUUACGGAGAACAAUAACAAGAGAUAAAAGUGUCCCUAAUUUUGACUGUCACUUACUGCACCAGAUGGCUAUUAAAAGCUUUGAUAAAAGCAAACUCAAAUCGGUUGGAACGCUGGAGCAGAGCACAGGUGAGGUGGCUGGCUGGGGGUGCAGCGGCGAGUUUGUGGAAGAUGAUGCUGGCACGGCAGCUCCUCAGAGGAGCAGGCUGACGCAGCGCAGACACAUGGUCGCGGUGCCGCUGCCAGCGCAGGGCAGCGAGGGAGGCUCCGGCAGCCCGGCCGGGCCCGGCGCGCCGCGCUCCCGCGACUGGCACGGGGCAGGCUCGGAUCUCUGAAGGGAAGCGCGGCUCGGAAGGCCGAGGCUGAGGUCGGUGCUGUGAAUUUCAGCAGCCCUUGCUGCGCUCAGAUGUCACACACCCAGUUCAGGGCAGACACAGGCUCUGUAGCACAGCUGGAAUGUUCUGGCACCCUGGGGCCCGACUCCUCUGUUCAUGCAGGAGGUGACCACACAGCCAGAUCAUUACUGAUCUCACUAACAGGGACGUAAGGGAGAUGAAGACAGCAAAAUUACUUUCCUAUUCUAUUCAGCACUUAUUAAAAAGUUCUAUGUAACAGUAAACCAAAUGAAACCCUGUAUUGUAUUUUUCAGCCACCCACUUUGUUUUAAAAGUCUUUGAAUAAUUUUUGCGUUUUCAGUUUUUAUCACUACAUUGAGAAUUAAAUAUAAAUAUAUUUAUAUAUAUAAAAAGAUAUAUUGGAUAACAAGGUAUUUAUUGCCAGAGGUAAUUGAAAUGUCUCUAUUUUUAUUGUAAUGUUACAAACCAUUAUAGUAUAUAUUUCUGUAUAGUUCAGUAGCUGGACAAACAAUAGUCCGUAACAUCUGCAUUACUAAUGUGAAGGGAUGCAAUCUAAUAUCUCAGCAAUGCUCCCCUGUACCGGAGCUGCAACAUCAAGUUCUUUCAGGGGAGCCAAGAUACUGGGGAAAAAGUGGGGAGCCCUUGACAAACCUAAACUUUGGACUUGCUGUUCACAGCCUAAUAAAAAAGCAGAAGCAAGCACAAGGUGCUUGCUUGUGUUUUAUUGUAGCAUGCAUCUGAGUUGCUUUUUCCUUCCUCUAAAGGAAGUAAUGCAAAAAUGCACAAGUAUUCAUGAUUCUGAUCCUGGGCAACAUCCACAGACAGAACAGCUUCAGAGCCUGCUCUGGACUAUUAAAAAGGUGAAAUUUCCACUAUGAAAGGUACUUCUCACGUCAGUGAGCGCUGGCUGGAAUAGGCCAAAUCUUGCCCCAUUCCCAGGGGUGAUCACUGAAGAACUGAAAGCUCACAGGGAACUACCAAGUGGCUGCUUAGUUUGGAAGUUCAUUUUCUACUGUUUGGUUAUGGGAGGACAAACUGUAAAUAGCACAAGCCAGGUUUUUCACUGCAGAAUCUUUUUAUUCUUGGCUCAUCACAUCCAGCUUGCAUUUUAUUUCAUGAACUAUUUGUAUAGAUAAUUAUCUUUCUUUUAACUGUGGUAUUAGUAAACUACCUGGCAAAAUACAAAGCUGCAAGAUAAGCAUGCUGGGUUUUUCAGAUAACUUUUUAAUCUAAGAAGUAAAAUGUCAAGUGGCAUUUGGAUUUGAGGGUAAUGUGUUUAUUUUUCUAAUAAUUUAUGAGUUAAUCUGAUUUUCUGAUGUGCCUUGGAUUUGUGCCAAAUGAUGGAAAGAAAAAACGAGUAAAAGAACUCUUGAACAUGC
This is a messenger RNA of Lonchura striata (white-rumped munia), 4670 nucleotides long. RefSeq names its product ankyrin repeat domain 27 (gene ANKRD27). NCBI's taxonomy places the organism in Eukaryota, Metazoa, Chordata, Aves, Passeriformes, Estrildidae. Gene Ontology annotation, molecular function: SNARE binding; guanyl-nucleotide exchange factor activity. Gene Ontology annotation, biological process: neuron projection morphogenesis; early endosome to late endosome transport. Gene Ontology annotation, cellular component: plasma membrane; neuron projection; tubular endosome. The record is from RefSeq and is a predicted model, not a curated record.